CCACAUAGUAAGUAGCAGCCAUAGCGGUACAAUUCCAGCUCUCCACGUCCCUCUGGGGUGUCCAAAACGUCAGAAGUUGCCACGAAUGCACGGCGGCACGAUGUGGAGGUUAGUGAGCUGCACGCUGUGGCUUCUUGUCUCUUCCCAGCUCAGUUUCUGGUGUGUUUGGGCGACGCCAGCUGAGCUGGACGGCGACGUCAAGAUUGAAGUUGUGUUCAAGCCCGAGCAGUGCGCUCCGAAGAGUAAAAGAGGAGAUCUGAUGAACGUCCAUUACGAUGGCUUCCUCGCCAAAGAUGGUUCUCAGUUCUACUGCAGUCGAUCAGACAAAGCUGGGCACCCUCAGUGGUUUGUGCUGGGCGUCGGACAAGUCAUUAAGGGCCUUGAUAUUGGGAUGGAAGAUAUGUGUCCUGGAGAGAAGCGAAAAAUAACUGUUCCCCCUGGCCUGGCCUUUGGAGAAAAAGGCAAAGAUCCAGUGCCGCCCAACGCUACGGUGGUGUUUGAGGUGGAGGUCUACUCCGUGUCCAGGGGACCGCGCAGCAUGGAGGCUUUCGGACAGAUGGACCUUGAUAGAGACAGGAGUCUCACAAAGGCUGAGGUGAAAGAGUACUUAAAACUGGAGUAUGAAAAGGGCGGGAAGGCACGCGACGACCCUUUCUACGAGAAGAUUAUGGCUGAUAUAUUCCGCAAGAGUGACCACGACCGAGACGGGCUGAUCAGUGCCAAGGAAUAUAAUAUUUAUGAACAUGAUGAGCUCUAGUGUUGGAAGAAGUGGAUCUCGGUAAUUGUUGUAGUUUAUGUACAUUGAUUAAUUUGAGAGAAAACAUAAAUAGGGAAGGGAAAACUCUACCCUCCGAUGUUCGUAUAUUGCAGGUGUUCUUUUUGCUAUAAACAUGUCAGUGUUUC
Perca fluviatilis (European perch) is the source of this 903-nucleotide messenger RNA. It is a transcript of the gene fkbp7, whose product is annotated as FKBP prolyl isomerase 7. Gene Ontology annotation, molecular function: peptidyl-prolyl cis-trans isomerase activity; calcium ion binding. The transcript has 4 exons. The record is from RefSeq and is a predicted model, not a curated record. Lineage: Eukaryota; Metazoa; Chordata; Actinopteri; Perciformes; Percidae. Bases 86 to 757 code for a protein of 223 amino acids.